GUGCCUUGAAAUUUUUCCGAAAAUUGUCGCGUUUGCGUUUUCAUUCUGUUUAGGUUGACCACCUAAUUUGUUGUCACUGAUAGGAGUGAAGCCCAUUUUAUUCGCUAAUUCAGAAGUUAGCACUCCAAUAUCCAAACAAUACUGUGCCAAACAAUUGUCUUCAGAUCUCAUUUUCCAAGUACAUAUUCAAAGAUUGUGCACCUUGCUCUGUUUUAGGAAGCCACUUGUGCCAUGCACAGAAUGUGAAUUUUUUUCAAAUUUCAAAGAAAUUUGAUGCAGCAAUGUUAAUCUGAAGGAAGAAUGAAAAUGGACGUUGAACGUUCCUUUGAUUUAAGUGUGAAUUCUGACAAAAUGCAUUCCCUGUGUCUAGCAGUAGAAAUAUGUGUUGUUUGCGGUGACAGGGCUUCAGGCCGGCAUUAUGGUGCAAUAAGUUGUGAAGGGUGCAAAGGAUUUUUCAAGCGAUCAAUCCGGAAGCAGCUAGGAUAUCAGUGCCGCGGUAGCAAAAAUUGUGAAGUGACGAAACAUCACCGCAAUCGAUGUCAGUAUUGUCGACUUCAAAAGUGCCUGAACAUGGGCAUGAGGAGUGACUCGGUGCAGCAUGAAAGGAAACCAAUCUCUGAUAAAAAAGAGUUUUCGCAGGAUAGCAAUGUCUCCAAUUAUUCCAAUAAUAAGUUAUUUAUCCGGAAGGAUUUGCAAUUCUCGAAUUAUCAAUCUGCCGGUGGCUUUAACUUAUCCAAUUUUGGUAUGAUGAGCCCACUAGGAUUUGGUUUAAGCUUUGAUGAUGUUGUUUCGAGGCAGAGUUCACCGGCAGCAGAUGAAGAAAGCUCUUUAGAUAGCGGUUCCCGAGAAGAAGAUUUUGUAGAUGCUUUUUGGAAUGUUCAAGACAAAUCUGUAAUCAAUAGUGCUCUAGAUACAAUGGCCAAAGUCAUUAAGAAGAAUGUCAAUGAUGAAGAGGCCAACACUUCGGAAAAUGAAGAUGAAGGGGUGGUCUCCGAGGACCCUUUGUUGUGGCCUGCCUUGGUUCCAUUUGUGCUGUACGCUCCUAAUUCUAGUCCAUUUUCGAAGUAUGUGGUCACGUACUAUAUGUGCGAGUGUGCAUCGAGACUUCUCUUCCUUACAGUGCACUGGGUACAAAAUUUUCCUGCUUUUAAGAAGCUAAGUUUUAACACACAAGUGGCUCUCCUAAAGCAUGCUUGGCCUGAACUAUUUUUUCUGGGACUAGUGCAAUGUUCACAAAAAAUUUCCUUGUCUACAAUCCUUUCCUCUAUAGUCAAUCACCUACACAUAUCUGUGACUUUAGAAAAAAUAUCUGCUUCAAGAGUGAAACAGGUCAGUGAUCAUAUUUGCCUUCUUCAAGACUACAUCUCGGGAAUGAGUAGUAUGUCCGUCAAUGAUCACGAGUUUGCGUACUUAAAACUGAUCUCUCUUUUUAGCUCAGAUCACCCUGACAUAGGUAACCGGCUCAGUAUUUGCAAACUUCAAGAAAAAGCAUUCCAAGAGUUGCGGGAGUAUGUACGAGCAAGUUCUCCCAGCGAUGAAGACAGGUUCCCAAAAUUGCUGUUGAAGCUACCGCCUCUGCGGACUUUGAAUCCGCAAGUUAUGGAAGAGCUAUUUUUUGCAGGCCUCAUUGGUUUUAUUCAAAUUGACAAUAUUAUCCCGCAUAUCCUCCAAAUGGAUUCCACGGAUCCCAACAAAUUAAAUCAGUUGAGUGCCGGACUAGGACCCCUAAAAUUCGAAUUGAAUAACGACAAGUAUUAACUUAUUGGAAAGACUCCACUUCUUAAAUUUUAACUUUUGUUAAGUUAAGUGCAAUCUGACUGGUUUUUUUUUUCUUCCAAAAAAAGGGAAAGUUUGUUCCAGUAUCUUAUUUUUUUCUGUUGUGAUAAUCGUUCCAAUAAGUUAAUUUAGUUGAGUUUGUCAAAUUGUUAAGCUGUAAGUUGUCCUCCGCCACGUGAGUUAAAUUAUCAUUAUUUACUCUAUUUUAGUUUUUAUCAUCCACUGUGAUUCAGUUCGAUUAUUUUAUAUACUUCGACUCCAGGUUUCUGGAUCAAACCUGACUUAUCUACCGUGCUAUAGUAUUCUGUUUGCAUUCAUCGAGAUGCUUCAAAAUAAAAAUGUUUGAUGGGAACCCGAAUAAUUUUUCUUAA
This is a messenger RNA of Bemisia tabaci, 2147 nucleotides long. RefSeq names its product Hormone-receptor-like in 78 (gene Hr78). NCBI's taxonomy places the organism in Eukaryota, Metazoa, Arthropoda, Insecta, Hemiptera, Aleyrodidae. The record is from RefSeq and is a predicted model, not a curated record. Gene Ontology annotation, molecular function: DNA-binding transcription factor activity; sequence-specific DNA binding; zinc ion binding. Gene Ontology annotation, biological process: regulation of DNA-templated transcription.